Molecule: messenger RNA, 3351 nt
Organism: Salvelinus fontinalis (brook trout)
Lineage: Eukaryota; Metazoa; Chordata; Actinopteri; Salmoniformes; Salmonidae
Product: cyclic AMP-dependent transcription factor ATF-6 beta-like
Exons: 16
Coding region: 255-2501 (748 amino acids)
Biological process (GO): endoplasmic reticulum unfolded protein response; regulation of transcription by RNA polymerase II
Cellular component (GO): nucleus
Molecular function (GO): DNA-binding transcription factor activity, RNA polymerase II-specific; RNA polymerase II cis-regulatory region sequence-specific DNA binding
Source: RefSeq, a predicted model, not a curated record
ACCGGAAAUUUCGUUUCUAGUCUGGAUGUCGUCAUAUGCGAGAUGGUUCUGUGGACCGAGUGGAUAUUAUGAAACAAAAUAAAUACAAAAUCUAAUGUUUCGCGUAAGAAAUUAUAAUUAUCUUUUGCACGUCGAUGGACCCAAUCGCCAACUGAACAUCAUUCGCUGUAAAUCGAAUUCGCGGAUUUAUAUUUUUUUAAUAUAAUUGAUCGGUGAUUGUCUCACUCCCUCUAAUUAACAAACGCCUUGUGGCUAUGACUACGGAUUUACUAUCUGAUUUGGAUAGUCGUUUCUUCGCUGAUAACCUUCUGACAAGCGAGGAUUGGGAUGCCUGUCUGUACCAGUGUGAGAGCAUGGAGGAGGGAGAGGACGGAGAGUACACGAGAGGACCGAAAUAUGAAACAUCGUUUGACAACGAUCUCGUGCUGACCCUUGAUCCUGACAAUCCCACGUCGCCAUGGAGACACCUGGACGACAACCUUCUCACAGGGGACGUUCCCGUAUUGAAAGAUGAAAUGACGAUAACGCAGCCUUUGCCAGUGGACAUGUUGUUCCGGGUGAAGGCGGAGCCUCCCUCCCCUGCCUCCUCGCUGGCCUCCGACUGCUCCCUGACGUCACUCCCAGACUCACAGAUCACAGUGAAAGGAGAGAACCCGCCCACGCCUCCUUAUAUGUUUGGAGAUGUGCUGGCACCACCACUUGGCACAUGUGAAGUCACGGUGGCCUCUGCACAACUGGCCCGACCACAGUCCAAACUGCCGCCUCAGCAACACCAAACAGCAACCCACAAUGGCAUGGACACACAGGCACAGGCCGCAGUCCACCCCACUGCGGCCACGAUCAAAGCCAGUACCAUCCUGAGCAGUAAGCCUCUCAUCCAGCCCAGGCCUGUGUGUGUAGCGGCUCUCCCCGUCUCCCAGGCUCCCAGUCCGGCCAAGGCCCUCAUACUGCACAGCCUGCCUAGCAGGGACCAGAGCAGGCCUGUGGUGCUUUCCCAGUCAGUCUGUCUGGGGUCCGCGCCAGCCAUCGUCAAAAUGGAGCCCGUCUCCCCCACCAUGCCUCACUGCCAUAGCCCCACGGCCCCAUUCCCCAGCAAACCCAUAGUCCCGGCGUCCUCUCUGCCAGGGAGCAACUGCAACGGCAUGGAUGUGAGUGUCUGUCAGUCGCAUGUCAGUCAGUCAGUGAGUAUUUCUCUUUCACGCUCUUCUUCAACCGCUGCCUUACCCCGGGCUUCACUGUCAGAUCACACGCCCAGUUCUGCCGUGAUUAACUGUCAUGCGCUCUCCCCUCCGACCGGGUCUCAGAUGAAGGUGAUGAAGAGGCAGCAGCGGAUGAUCAAGAACCGGGAGUCGGCGUGCCAGUCACGCAAGAAGAAGAAGGAGUACCUGCAGAACCUGGAGGGCCAGCUGAGGGAGGCGCAGCAGGAGAACGAGCGCCUCCGCAAGGAGAACCAGGCCCUGAGGGAGAGGCUUGCCGGGAAAGAGGGCAGUGAAUCUGGUAACAACAAGAGGGCCGUCUGCGUCAUGGCAGUGCUACUGUUCAUGACCUUCAGUUUCGGCCCUGUCAGUAUCACAGACAGGAAGCUGGAGACGGGGUUACAGGAAGAGGUGGUCCCUCACACAGGAAGAAAUCUCCUGGAGUUUGAGACGGCUCGGGAACAUAGCAGAGUGGAGGAAAGGCUAGAUCCUGAGGAGGAGGGAGGAGAGGAUGGGUGGAAGGGAGGAGAGGUCGAGAGGGAAUCCACCGACUCAUACCAGUUUAGGAACCUGAGUGACGUGUUCAGCGACGUGAAGGACCUGGUCCUGCAGGACAUCGACCGCUAUUUCACCUCCAAUGACUGCAGGCAGUUCAACCGCUCCGAGUCCCUCAGGCUGGCGGAUGAGCUGAGAGGAUGGGUCCACAGGCACCAGAUCGACAGGAAGAAGUCUGGAGGGAAGCCAAAGAUUGUGAAAAAAGCUAAAAUAGCGCAGAAAGCGCAGCUUAGGAAGACAAACAUCUCCAGAUAUCUUCCCAUUCAGACCCAUCGUUCCAUUGACAGUCAGAUACAAGUGUUCCCUGCUGGUCCAGAGAUCAGCUACAGUGACUUCAUGGACGCCAUCGACCGGCGUGAGGACACCUUCUACGUGGUCUCCUUCAGACGGGAUCACCUGCUGUUGCCAGCUAUCAGCCACAACAAGACCACACGGCCCAAAAUGUCUCUGGUGAUGCCAGCUAUGUCUGUCAACGAGAGUUUAUAUAAUAAAUCCCAGGGCUAUGAGAUGAUGAUGCAGGUGGAUUGUGAGGUCAUGGACACCCGGAUCAUCCCCAUCAAAGCCUCCGCUGUUCCCCCGUCCCUCCGCGACCCCCCUCCCGCUCCCCCCGCCCACCAUCACCACAGCAACCACACCUCCCUCCGAGGCCGCCACCAUCCCCACACCGGCGGAGCGGCGUCUCCACGGCAACCCUUACCUGCCAGAAGACAGGAGGCCGAGUAUUACAUCAGCCAGGGGGGCGGGGUUUGAGGUUAGUGAAGGUGAACAAAUGAGAGGGGGAUUGGAGGAGAAAGGAGAGGGUAGUGUAAAACGGGAAGGAGGGUAGUGGGAAACGGGAAGGAGGGUAGUGGGAAACGGGAAGGAGGGUAGUGGGAAACGGGAAGGAGGGUAGUGGGAAACGGGAAGGAGGGUAGUGGGAAACGGGAAGGAGGAUAGUGGGAAACGGGAAGGAGAGGGUAAUGGGAGAUUGAAUAAGGGAGAGUAGGAGGGUUGUAGGAGGCAAAUCUGUCGGAAUUAUGGAGGACAUCUGUACUAAUUGAAACAAAUGAUUAACAAUGAAGUUACGGUGCCACAAUGUUGAAACGUUGUCCCAGCAACUCAAAGCAAAUGUGUUUAUUCUACUGAAGACUCAAUAUAUUAAUAGACCAAUGAGUAAUACCCACUUCACAAACCUGAUCUGUUCACUAUAGAAAAAGUAAAUAAAAGGUUCACCAAUGGCUCCUAACUAAAUAAUUUCUUAAUAUAUACUUUUUGAAAACCUGCCCAAACAUAGACCUAGCAGUUCACUGCACUUAGACACCGCACAGAAUUAAUCACUGAAAUAUAUGCAGCUAAUGGUAGUGGACUGCUCAUGGUUUCAUUUGAGAACCAUUUUUUGUGGAGGUUCCGUUUUGUAUAUUUUGUGUUUUAUCGCUCUCCAUUGAAAUUCCAUUCAAAGGGCUCCUGCAGAAAAUUCAGGUCAGAUGCUAGUCAGCUUCGAUUUGUUUUUUUGUUUGUUUCUUUUAUUAUGUCAAAUGUGUUUGGAUUUGAAUGAGGAUUAUUUAACUUGUGCUUAUUGGUUGUAAAUAUCAAUGGUAGCUUUUGAGAUAUAGUUUUUUUU